GACUGCUAAUGUGCAUCCAACCUAAGUACAAAAAAAAAGUUAAAAGAAACGCUUCUUCAUUUCAGUUCAAGUCAUCUAAAUGAUGGCAAUUAAGAUCUGUUUUGUUGCAAUUUUUCUCACUUGGAUUGCUAGCAUAUCACAGGUGGCAGUUGCUCAUGAGGUGAGUCAGGUGACGACCGAUAGGUUGCCUUCAAUUGAUAUCAGGUUGUCAUUUGGCAGAGCAAAAAUAUGUCAACUGAAGGAGGAAUACGUACGAGGCCGUUGCUGGCCAACACACAAUUGCAUCUGUUGUCAGCAAAAUUGUAAACGAUGGUGUGAAAAAAGAAAGAGAGUGCUAAAUCGUCUAAAGUGUAUAAAAAAAGGGAAUCCAGGACCGCGUGCCAGUCUCGUCUGUCAUUGCUGCUGCAAAAAAAGGUCAUCUUCACUGCCAGCCCUACCUCCAUCCUCACCCUCGCCUGAGUUGCCUACGACUUCAUCCCCACCACCAGCACCAUCCCCACUGCCACCUCCAUCUCCACCUCCACCUACACCUCCAUACCCAUCUGCAUCUCCACCACCACCACCAUCCUCACUGCCACCUCCAUAUCCAUCUGCAUCUCCACCACCACCCUCACCAUCUCCUGAGUUGCCUACGGCGUCAUCCCCACCACCACCACCAUCCUCGCUGCCACCUCCAUAUCCAUUUGCAUCUCCACCCGCACCUUCAUCUCCCUCUCAACCUCUAUCUCCAUCUCCAUCUGCAUCUCCACCCGCACCUACAUCUCCAUCCCAAUCUCCACCUGCACCUCCAUCACCAUCUCCAUCGCUAUCACCACUAGCUCCAUCUCCAUCUCCAUCUCCACAUUUAUCUCCACCUGCACCUCCAUCCCCCUCUCCAUCACUGUCACCACCAUCUCCAUCUGUAUCUCCACCUGCACCUUCAUCUCCCUCUGCCCCAUUAUCACCACCAGCUCCAUUUCCACCUGCACCUUCAUCUCCCUCUCAAUCACUAUCACCACCAGCUCCACCUCCAUCUCCAUCUGCAUCUCCACCUGCACCUCUAUCUCCAUCACAAUCUCCACCUGCACCUCUAUCUCCCUCUCUAUCACUGUCCCCACCAGCUCCAUCUCCAUCUCCAGUUGCAUCUCCACCAGCACCUUUGUCCCCAUCGGAAUCUCCACCUGCAGCGUCAUCUCCCUCUCCAUCACUAUCACCACCAGCUCCACCUCCAUCUCCACUUGCACCUACAUAUUCAUCUCCAUCUGCAUCUCCACCUGCACCUUUAUCUCCAUCAAAAUCUCCAGCUGCACUUACCUAUCCCUCUCCAUCACUGUCCCCACCAGCUCCAUCUCCAUCUCCACCAUCACCUCUGUCUCCAUCUGAAACUCCACCAGCACCUUCAUCUCCAUCUCCAUCACUAUCACCACCAGCUCCACCGCCAUCUUUAUCUCCACCUGCACCUUUAUCUCCUUCUCAAUCCCCAGCUGCACCUCCAUCUCCAUCACAAACUCCGCCUCCAUAUUCAUCUCCAUAACCAUACCAGCUCCAGCUCCACCUCUACUGCUCACCGUUACUCGCAGCUAGACGUAGCUAGCACAAUGGAUAAUAAGCAGUAUGUAUUUUUGUUUCUCCGUUAAGCAUGUAACUAUGGAAGUGUCCGUUAGAUUUCUGAUGUAGUUGUAUUACAUGUAACAUGCCAAUACAUUAGUAAACAGUU
This is a messenger RNA of Papaver somniferum (opium poppy), 1696 nucleotides long. Its product is annotated as vegetative cell wall protein gp1-like. The record is from RefSeq and is a predicted model, not a curated record. The transcript is spliced from 2 exons. The coding region runs from base 80 to 1513 and encodes 477 amino acids. Lineage: Eukaryota; Viridiplantae; Streptophyta; Magnoliopsida; Ranunculales; Papaveraceae.